This is a messenger RNA of Didymodactylos carnosus, 744 nucleotides long. Lineage: Eukaryota; Metazoa; Rotifera; Eurotatoria; Philodinida; Philodinidae. The record is from the annotation of a GenBank genome assembly.
AUGAGUAGUAGUGAACCACCGCCGUAUAACGAACUGAUAGAAGUUGCACCCGGUUUCUUUAAUGUCCGUGGACAUUUCAAGAUGCUCGCCGGGAUUGUCGAUAUCGGAACCCAGAUGUCAAUCGUUCGGCUAAGAAAUGGAAAUUUUCUCGUUAUCGACACUGUCCCAUUAACCGAUUAUUUGAAAUCGGAAAUUGAUCGUCUAACAGACAGCGGGUCGAAAAUUGAAGGUGUUCUCGGUUUGCAUCCGUUUCAUACGUUGGCGUUUCGACCGUUCCACAAUGCAUACCCGAAAUUGAAAUACUACGGGUGUCCGCGACAUUUACGGAAAAUACCAGAAAUAUGUUGGUCGGGAAGUUUGAAUGAUGCUGAUACACGGCGAAAAUGGGCACCAGAAAUCGAAAUGAGAAUACCGGCAGGUGCCGAAUUUAUCUCACCGCUACCAGAGAGUUCAAAUCAUUUCAGUAGCGUUUUCCUAUUUCACCAACCGAGUAGAACGCUCCAUGUCGAUGAUACGCUUAUGUACUCGCCGAAUCCCGGUUUCUUCACCAAACUUGUCGGAUUCAAAGCUGGCGCCAUGGUAUUUCAACCGUCAAUCAAAGGUCCCGGCCUGUAUCCAACUGCCGACGCCCCCCAUCAAUUUCGUAACUGGAUGCGACAGAUUUUGACAGACUGGAAUUUUGAUAAUAUCGUAAGUUCUCUGCCACAUUGUAUUGAGAAAAAUGUCGAAACGGACAAAACUUAA